This is a messenger RNA of Paramuricea clavata, 4466 nucleotides long. The record is from the annotation of a GenBank genome assembly. NCBI's taxonomy places the organism in Eukaryota, Metazoa, Cnidaria, Anthozoa, Malacalcyonacea, Plexauridae.
AUGCCAGAUGUACCAUGGGAAAGCGAUGAGAAACGAAACUACAUUUGCAUGCAGAAUAUUAUCACCGAUGUUGUCAGUGAAGGGUUGCGGGAAGUUUUUAAAGACGAAUGGAACACUCGUUACCAAGCAAGCUUCGGAGCGUGGGAUGACACCAGUGUAAGUGGUCUGCAGUUGUUUCAUCGGGAAAAUACACGGAAAAGACCAAACAAGAACGUGUACCAGGCGAAAUUUCAACAUGGAGAUACAAAUCAAUGGGAUUGUUCUGUUCUUUUUGACGCAAUUCUGUACUCAAACUCGAUCGGUAAAUCAAGACUGAAUCCAACAAUUAAAGCUGAAGUGGGCAAUAUUCGAAAUGUUCGAAAUAAAAUUAUGCAUGCUGACAAAACAACCCUAUCUGAUUCUGACUUCCAAACCAUGAGCAUUGAAGUUAAAAAAGCAUUUAUAGCCCUUGGUCUUCCAGUUAACGAUAUAUUGCAAAUAGAAAUUAAGAGAAAUCUUUACAAAUCAUUUCAAGUUUUACCUUCAAAACCAACCCACGAAGUGGUUUAUCGUUCUGAGAAGGUCAACGACAUAAAACAAGAACUCCAGACACUGCACAUUAAUAGCGGAAGCAAACUUACAUAUUUCUAUAUUUCCGGAAAUCCCGAAAGUGGGAAAUCGCAGCUAUCCCGGCAACUCUGCGAGGAUUUGUUCAAACGCGUGAUUUCGGAAACAGAGGCAACAUUUAUGAUGACAUUGAACGCAAAAGAUUUAGAUACUAUUUUUUGUUCGUAUGAAGAUUUCUGUCGACGUCUAAAUUGUUGUCACAAUUCAUUGAUAAAUGUACUCAAUUCGUGCAAACCAAAAGAUGAGAAGAUCAAAGAUUUAAGGUCACUGAUUGAAAGCAGGAUCAAGAACUGGAAAAGGUGGUGGAUCAUAGUGGACAAUGUGGAAAAUCUCGAGAAAAUUUCACUUCUACUACCUCAAAUAGGGGACGAAGUGUGGAAUAAUGGUCAAAUUAUAUUAACAAUUCAGAAUACAACUGCAGUCCCUUCCGACAGUUUAUUUACUAAACAUAUUUCACUCAGUCAUGGUAUGCAGGUACAAGAAUGUCGUCAGUUACUUUCUUCAUUAUCAGGAACUAAUGCUAAUGAUCAAUUGUUAGAUGAAGUUGCUGAGAAGUUAGACAGCCAAACUUUGGCUAUGGCUGCGGCAGGUCUAUACAUGAAAAAAGUUAUUGAGACAAAUUGUUCUCCAAAUUUUUCGUGGCAAGAUUACUUGAACAAAUUAAAAUGCAAAAGAAAAGCCACGGAAGAACAGCUUCACAGAAUCAGUUCAGCCUACCCAUCCACCAUGUCGGCGGCGGUGUCCCUAGCUGUUGAAAAUUCUGCAGAAAAUAGUUUCAUUUUGAAUCACACUUUCAUUCUUUUUUCUCUGAUCUCUUUUGAACUGUUACCAGUUGAUAUUAUUGUUAAAUACAUUCAGCUAAUUGAUCAAGAUAGCGAAAAAGAGGAAAUUUGUUUGGCAUUGAAAGAGUGUUCGCUUCUUCUUACCGAGAAUGAAGAUUGCUAUGUGCGGCUACAUCGCGUUGUCCAUGAAGCAAUUAAAUUGUUUAGCAAUUGCAAAGAGACGGAAAAUAAACACUAUUCUCCAAAUUGCAUUGCCAAUAAAAGAGCAAAGGUUGACGUUGCCAGUAGAGUUCAAAAUGUUGUAAGAGCAUUUCAUCUUUUUAAAGACAGGAAUGAUAAAAUUAAAAUGAUUCCACAUUUGAAAGCAUUCAAUACAGCAGUUAAAAAACUAUUUCCCGAACAAGACUCGCUAUAUUCAGUUAGUUUAGGCUUUGAAAAACUUGAAAUUUAUGCCAUAUAUCGGCUUUUUGGGAGAACUUUAUAUGACUACUGCGAGUAUCAAAUCGCGGUCGAAUUUCAUAAUACAAAUCUUCUGAUAUGGAGGGAUUCAGAAAAGCACCAUUACAGGUCUCGUACAUUUAACGACCUUGGCGAAUCGUACACAAAAAUGGGCAAAUUCGAUCAGGCUAAGGAUUAUUACCAACGAGCGCUGGAAAUUAGAGAGAAACUCCUAGGACCACACCACGUUAAUGUUGCAGAUUCUUACAACAAUAUUGGUACAGUGUAUGAUGAAAAAGGUGACCUGGACCAAGCAAAAGAUUAUUACCAACGAGCACUGGAAAUUAAAGAAAAACAACUAGGUCCAAUCCACGUUGAUCUUGCAGUUUCUUAUAACAAUAUUGGUACAGUGUACCGACGUAAAGGUGACCUGGAGAAGGCUAAGGAUUAUUAUCAACGAGCACUGAAAAUUCAAGAAAAACAACUAGGUCCAAACCAGGUUGAUGUUGCGACUUCUUAUAAUAAUAUUGGUAUAAUAUAUCGUGAAAAAGGUGAUCUAGACCAGGCCAACGAUUAUCACCAACGAGCACUGGAAAUUCGAGAAAAAGAACUAGGUCCAAAUCAUGUUGAUGUUGCUGUUUCUUAUAACAAUAUUGGUACAGUGUAUAAUGGUAAAGGUGAGCUGGACAAGGCUAAGGGUUAUUACCAACAAGCUCUGGAAAUUCAAGAAAAACAGCUAAGGCCAAAUCACGCUGAUGUUGCACGUUCUUAUAACAAUAUUGGUACAGUGCAUCAUCAUAAAGGUGAUCUGGACAAUGCCAAGGAUUAUUACCAACGAGCAGUGGAAAUUAAAGAGAAACAACUAGGUCCACACCACAUUGAUGUUGCAGCUUCUUAUUACAAUAUUGGGAUGAUGUAUGAUGGCAAAGGUGACCUUGCCGAAGCUAAAGAUUAUUACCAGCGAGCACUGCAAAUUCAAGAAAUACAAUUAGGCCCAAACCACGUUGAUGUUGCACGUUCUUAUAGCAAUAUUGGUACAGUACAUAAAGAUUAUUACCAACGAGCACUGCAAAUUCAAGAAAAACAACUAAGACCAAACUUCAUUGAUGUUGCACGCUCUUGUAACAAUAUUGGUGGAGUGUAUGGUCGUACAGGGGACCUAGACAAGGCCAAGUAUUAUUACCAACGAACACUGGAAAUUCAGGAAAAACAACUCGGUCGAACACAUGUUGAUGUUGCACACUCUUAUAACAAUAUUGGUACAGUUUAUAGUCGUAAAGGUGACCUGGGCAUGGCUGAGAAUUAUUACCAACAAGCACUGGAAAUUCAAGAGAAACAACUAGGUCGACACCAUGUUGAUGUUGCAACUUCUUAUAACAAUAUUGGUAUAAUGUAUUGUGAUAAAGGUGAUCUGGACCAGGCCAAUGAUUAUCACCAACGAGCACUGCAAAUUCAAGAAAAAACAACUAGGUGCAAACCACGCUGAUGUUGCACAUUCGUUGGACAAUAUUGGCACAGUGUAUCAUCAGAAAGGUAACCUGGACAACGCUAAGCAUUAUUACGAACGAGCACUGGAAAUUAAAAAGAAACAACUAGGUUUAAACCACGUUGAUGUUGCAGCAUCUUACUACAAAAUUGGGAUAUUGCAUGAUGAUAAAGGUGACCUCGCCCAGGCUAAGGACUAUUACCAACGAGCACUGGAAAUUCAAGAAAACCAACUAGGUCCAAACCACGUUGCUGUUGCACGUUCUUAUAACAAUAUUGGUGCAGUGUACGGUCGUAAAGGUGACCUAGACCAGGCUAAAGAUUAUUACCAACGAGCACUGGAAAUUAAAGAGAAACAACUAGGUCCAAACCACCUUGAUGUUGCACGUUCUUAUAACAAUAUUGGCACAGUGCAUGGUCGUAAAGGUGACCUCGAACAGGCUAAAUAUUAUUACCAUCGAACACUGCAAAUUCAAGAAAAACAACUAGGUGCAAACCACGUUGAUGUUGCACGUUCUUAUAACAAUAUUGGUGGAGUGUACGGUCGUCAAGGUGACCUGGACAAGGCUAUGGAUUAUUACCAACGAGCACUGGAAAUUCAAGAAAAACAACUAGGACCAAACCACGUUGAUGUUGCGCAUUCUUAUAACAAUAUUGGUACCGUGUAUGGUCGUAAAGGUGACCUCGACAAGGCUAAGGUUUAUUAUCAACGAGCACUGGAAAUUCAUGUAAAACAACUAGGUCCAAACCACGUUGAUGUUGCUGUUUCUUAUAACAAUAUUGGUACAGUGUAUGAUGGUAAAGGAGACCUUGCCCAGGCAAAGGAUUAUUACCAACGAGCACUGGAAAUUAAGAAAAACAACUAAAUGAAUUGUGUAGAACUUUACAUCCAUUGUAUAAUAGAAUAAUUAUCUUCUAUCAAUUGUCAAAAAAUGUAAUUUAUUUACUACGCCCGCCAAUGUUAGGAAGAUAAAAAUUAGAUCAUAAGAUCUAGAUCAUAAGCAAAUUACUUAGACUGCUUACUGUUACUAUAUACAAAACUAUUUUUUACUCCAUUGGUCUUACAAAUAGAAAACAAAUGCUGUACACAAACAAGACAGCCUUGCAUUACCCUAGCCCUCUCUUAACACAGUUAGUACUAUAUAAACACUGGAG